Messenger RNA from Nicotiana tabacum (common tobacco), 992 nucleotides. Lineage: Eukaryota; Viridiplantae; Streptophyta; Magnoliopsida; Solanales; Solanaceae. The record is from RefSeq and is a predicted model, not a curated record.
CCAGAUAACAAGUCAUGUACUAAAGUAUAUUGCAAUGGAACUGAACAAGAAAACAGGAGGUUACAGGGUACAAAAUUUAAUCGUUCAAGUGUUUUCGACAUAUCUCCAGCUAAAUUUGGAGAUUUUCCGAGAUACCCAGAUUCUGAUUUUCUCAGUUCAUGUCAUUUGUGCAAUAAAAAACUCCAUGGCAAAGACAUAUACAUGUACAGGGGAGAGAAAGCAUUCUGUAGCACAGAGUGUCGGUACAGUCAGAUAGUAAUGGAUGAACACAAGGAGAAGUGUAGCUCAGAAAUUUCAAGAUCUGUUGAUAUUGCAACCUCACCUUAUGCUAAUGACCAAAUAUUUUCUACUGGAAUUCUGGCCAUCUAGACUAUAUAAAUCAAUAAUCAUACAGGAUACAUAUACAACUCGGAAAUACAUACGAGAAACAGCUCCUCUUACAGGAAGUACCUCUUCUUCUUUUUUUUUAUAAUUUUUUUUAUUGUCCAAUUUUACUUGGAUGUAGAAGACAAGGAUCGAUGCUUCCAAGGAUUUCUUUUUGCAAAUGACUUCCUGUUAUCCUUCCUUGAUCUUUCAUAAGUUUACGAGCUGUAAACCUACAUAUGAAGAAGAUUGGUGUUCAAGCAUAAAAUGAAAUAUAAUAAUUUCCUAUACCUACAUCAAAAGAAAAAAAAAAACAUUAAAGAAGUUUGAUCUAUAUUAUAAACUUAUGAUCUGUUUAAUGGUUUGAAUGCGUGAACAUGCUCCAAAAAAUUAUAUAAGUUGUUGAUCAAAACAACCGAUGAGAUUCUGGUGUAAUUUGCUUGUUCUGGGUAAUGAAAAUUUUCUUCAUAGAGAUGCUGCAACUGAUAUGAUCCUCGAUAGUUCGGGCAAAACGGAGAAUAUUGAGAAGGACUCCAAAUUAUCUAGUGGAUCGUUGACCCGCUCCAAGUCCAUGAACGUCCAAGGGAUACGGGCUAGGAGCUGCAUGAUCUUCAACAAGGAGCUAGAAG